Messenger RNA from Effrenium voratum, 1245 nucleotides. Lineage: Eukaryota; Dinophyceae; Suessiales; Symbiodiniaceae. The record is from the annotation of a GenBank genome assembly.
AUGGGCCAGGCUGUGGCCAAGCUGGGAUGGGCCAUGGGCAUUUUGGGCAUCUUCCUGAUGCUCGCCAUGAAUGCCCACAUCAUGAUGCUCGUUUGGCGGGUGCAUCGAUUGUAUCCAGACGCCAAGACCUACCGGGAGUUGGCGUGCGCGGCCAUCGAGCGCGCCCACCCGGACAGGAUGGAGCUGGCCGAGAACCUCGUGCUGGUCGCCCAGUACCUCUUCGUCUUUGCCACGCUGGCCUUGUACACGCUGAGUAUCGGCCAGGGGCUGGGGAUGUUUUUCUAUGACGUGCACGCAUGCCUCCCACUCUGGACCUUCGUUGGCUGCAUGUUGCUUCUGCCCUUGAACCUGUCCGCGCGCUUCCUUGGCUCUUUUGCAGGCUCUGUGAUGUUCAACUGCCUCUGCACUGUGGGCACAGUUCUCAUCCCCAUUGCUUGGAUGGCCUGGCAAGGCGCAGAGGUGACUCGACCGAGUGGGCAGCACUUCGAGGCGAUUGCGUCGAGUUUCUCCAUGACGGCUGCUGUCACCUCUGCGUGCACCUUUGCGUUCGCCUUCAGCGGCCAGUUCAUCCUGGUGGAGAUCAUGUCGGAGAUGGAGGACCUCGAGGAGUUCCCGAAGGCCUACCUGGGCUACUCCAUGCCCUUCAUGUCGUUGGCCUUUCUUGGCGUGGGCCUAUCCGUGUACUACUUCCGAGGAGGGGCUGCCUCGGGCAUGAUCGUCCAGGAGCUGCCCUUUGGCUUUGCAGAGCGCAUGGCGGCCACGUGUCUGGUGGGGCAUAUGCUCAUCACCUACGUGAUCAAGAGCGUGGUGCUUUGCAGAGGGCUUCUCAAGGAGCUGCAGGAGCGACAGGUGAUUUCCAACGGAAACACCUGGUCUGCCUGGUAUUGCAUCGUCAUACUCAUCGUCUCCUCCUCCUGGUUGCUGGCGCAGAUCGUGCCCUUCUUCUCGGACUUGGUGAACUUGCUGGGCGCCACGCUGACGCCACUGGUGGCCUUCAUCGUCCCGAUCCUGCUGUACCAGCUCAGCAUCCGGAUCAAGGAUGUGGAGGCAAGCACUGCUGAGCAGGCGCUGCUCUAUCUGGAGCUGCUGAUCUCUUUGGUGAUGUUCGCCUACGGCUCUGUAUCCACCUUCCUUCAUAUCUAUGCGCAGUGGGAGCACUAUGGUUACCCCUUCUCCUGCCACUGCCAGUUCCUUUGGAAAACCUGUGGGUGCUCGUCAGGAAGGAUGGAGUGCCCUGCGAUCUAA